CCGCCUCCCCGGCCCCUCUCACGGUGCCAAGAUGGCGGCGGCGGCGGGCGGCGGCAGUUGCCCGGGGCCUGGCUCCGCGCGGGGCCGCUUCCCGGGCCGGCCGCGGGGCUCUGGCGGGGGCGGGGGCCGCGGCGGACGGGGCAGUGGGGCCGAGAGAGUGCGGGUAGCUCUGCGGCGGGGCGGCGGCGCGGCGGGGCCGGGCGGAGCCGAGCCUGGAGAGGACACGGCCCUGCUCCGUUUGCUGGGGCUCCGCCGGGGCCUGCACCGGCUUCGCCGUCUGUGGGCCGGCCCGCGUCUUCAGCGGGGUCGAGGCCGGGGCCGGGGCCGGGCCCGGGGCUGGGGCUCAGGCCCGAGCCGGGGCUGCGUGCCGGAGGAAGAAAGCAGUGACUGGGAAUCCGACGAUGAGGAGUUUCAGGGUUUUCAUUCAGAUGAAGAUGUGGCCCCCAGUUCCCUGCGCUCUGCGCUCCGAUCCCAGCGAGGUCGAGCCCCCCGAGGUCGGGGCCGCAAGCAUAAGACGACCCCCAUUCCGUCCCCUCGCCUAACAGAUGUGGCGCCUACCCCCCCAAAGACUCCUACUCGGAAACGGGGUGAGGAAGGCACAGAACGUAUGGUGCAGGCACUGACUGAACUUCUCAGGCGGGCCCAGGCACCCCCUGGUUCCCGGAACCGGGCAGGUGAGCCCUCCACUCCCCGUCGAUCUAGGGGACGGCCUCCAGGACGGCCAGCAGGCCCCUGUAGGAAGAAGCAACAAGCAGUAGUGGUGGCAGAAGCAGCUGUGACAAUCCCCAAGCCGGAGCCCCCAUCUCCUAUGGCUCCUGUAAAACACCGAACUGGCAGCUGGAAGUGUAAGGAGGGACCUGGCCCAGGGCCUGGGACCACCAAACGUGGAGGACAGUCUGGACGAGGAGGCCGUGGAGGCAGGGGCAGAGGCAGGGGCGGUCUCCCUCUCAUGAUCAAGUUUGUUUCAAAAGCCAAAAAAAUGAAGAUGGGACGAUUGUCCUUGGGACUUGAAUCAGGUCAGGGUCAAGAUCAACAGGAAAGCUGGCAGGAUGCCCCCCAAGGAGGAGUUGGCUCUGAACAGGGAGAGAGUACCUGCUGGAGGAAGGAGCAGAAGCUGGAGGAGGAAGGAGAGGAUAGAAAAGUGAGAGAUGAAGAAGAAGAGCAGGAAGAGAGAGCUGUAGCUGAAGAAGUGACGUUAGCUGUGGAGAAAGAAGACACAAAGCUGGAGUCACCGCCCCUGAGUCCUCCAACCCCUCCACUUCCUCCACCUCCUCCAGCCCCCUCAACAUCUCCACCCCCACUUUGCCCUCCAUCAUCCUCAUUGUCACCCCACCCGCUUCCAUCCCCUCCACCACCUCCUGUCUCUGAGGAGCAGGAGGAAUCUCCUCCUGUGGUUCCAGCUGCUUGCUCCAGGAAGAGAGGCCGGCCUCCCUUGACUCCCAGUCAGCGGGCAGAGCGAGAAGCUGCGCGGGCAGGGCCAGAAAGUACCUCUCCUACUCCCACGCUCAGUGCCACUGCAGGAGGCCUUCCGGAAGACAACCCCACUGUGGUCCCCAAAAGUACCACCUUCCUAAAGAAUAUCCGGCAGUUUAUUAUGCCUGUGGUGAGUGCCCGUUCCUCCCGUGUCAUCAAGACACCCCGGCGAUUUAUGGAUGAAGACCCCCCCAAGCCCCUCAAACUAGAAGUCUUACCUACACAGCGACCUUCAGUUGCCAUCUCCCCACUAGCCCUCCCAGAACCAGCACCAGCCCCCUCUCCACCACGUGCCCCAACUCCCCCGUCUACCCCUGUUCCACUCCCUGAGAAGAGAAGGUCUAUACUAAGGGAACCAACAUUUCGCUGGACCUCACUGACUCGGGAGCUGCCUCCACCUCCUCCGGCCCCCCCACCAGCCCCACCACCCCCACCGCCCCCACCUGUUCCUGUCACUCCACCCCGGAGACCCCUGCUUCUCCGGGCCCCCCAGUUUACCCCAAGUGAAGCUCACUUGAAGAUCUACGAAUCGGUGCUUACUACUCCUCUUGGGGUCCCUGAAGCCCUUGAGCCAGAGCCUCCUCCCACUGAUGACUCUCCAGCUGAGCCUGAGCCACGGACAGUGGGCCGCACCAACCACCUCAGCCUGCCUCGAUUUGUCCCCGUGGUCGUCACUCCUGUUAAGUCUGAGGUGCCCCCGCCAGGUCCUCCAGCUCUGAGCAAUGGUCAGCAGGCUCAGGCUCAGCUGCAGCAGGCCCUACAGGCCUCGAAAGUCCAGCUGCUGUCCCAGCCACUACCACAGCAGCCACAGGCACAACUGCAGUCACCACUACCACCACCGCCACCACCACCACCACCACCGCAGCAGCAGCAGCAGCCACCAUCAUCACAGCUUCAGCCACCAUCAUCACAGCAGCAACCAUCACCGCAGCAACAGCCUCCGUUACCACAGCAACAGCCACUAUCACUACAGCAGCCACCGCAGCAACAACUACCACCACAGCAACAACUACCACCACAGCAACAGCUACCACCACAGCAACAGCUACCACCACAGCAACAGCUACCACCACAGCAGCAGCUACCACCACAGCAACAGCUACCACCAUCUCAGCAGCAACCAUCACUAGAAAAGACCCGGAUUGCCGGUCUGGGUUCCUUACCAUUAUCUGGUGUAGAAGAGAAAAUGUUCAGCCUCCUCAAGAGAGCCAAGGUGCAGUUAUUCAAGAUUGACCAGCAGCAGCAGCAAAAGGUGGCUUCUUUGAUGCCGCCGAGUCCUGGAGGGCAGAUGGAGGAGGGUGCAGGGACUGUCAAACAGAUUCCCGACAGAGGUUCUGUCAGGUCUGAAGAUGAAUCAUUGGAAGCCAAGAGAGAGAGACCUUCGGGCCCUGAGUCCCCUGUGCAAGGCCCCCGCAUCAAACAUGUCUGCCGUCAUGCUGCUGUGGCCUUAGGUCAGGCCCGGGCCAUGGUUCCUGAAGAUGUCCCUCGCCUCAGCGCUCUCCCUCUCCGAGACCGGCAGGACCUCGCCACAGAGGAUACUUCGUCAGCAUCUGAGACGGAGAGUGUCCCAUCACGGUCCCGGCGGGGAAAGGUGGAAUCCACAGGGCCGGGGGGGGACUUAGAGCCUGCAGGGUCUGCAGCAACCCUGGCUCAUACACCUCGGCGCUCACUGCCCUCCCACCAUGGCAAGAAGAUGCGUAUGGCACGGUGUGGCCACUGUCGGGGAUGCCUGCGUGUGCAGGACUGUGGGUCCUGUGUCAACUGCCUGGAUAAGCCCAAGUUCGGUGGUCCUAACACCAAGAAGCAGUGUUGUGUAUACCGGAAGUGCGACAAGAUAGAGGCUCGGAAGAUGGAACGGCUAGCUAAAAAAGGCCGGACGAUAGUGAAGACGCUGUUGCCCUGGGAUUCCGAUGAAUCUCCUGAGGCCUCCCCUGGUCCUCCAGGCCCACGCCGGGGGGCGGGAGCUGGGGGGCCCCGGGAGGAGGUGGUGGCCCCUCCAGGGCCCGAGGAGCAGGACUCCCUCCUGCAGCGCAAGUCAGCUCGGCGCUGCGUCAAACAGCGACCCUCCUAUGAUAUCUUCGAGGACUCGGAUGACUCAGAGCCUGGGGGUCCCCCUGCUCCCCGGCGUCGGACCCCCCGAGAAAAUGAGUUGCCAGUGCCUGAACCUGAGGAGCAGAGCCGGCCACGCAAACCCACUUUGCAACCUGUGUUGCAGCUCAAGGCCCGAAGACGCCUGGAUAAGGAUGCUUUGGUUCCUGGCCCCUUUCCUUCUUUUCCCAAUGGCUGGACUGGAAAACAAAAGUCCCCUGAUGGCGUGCACCGAGUCCGUGUGGAUUUUAAGGAGGAUUGUGACCUGGAGAACGUGUGGCUGAUGGGUGGCCUGAGUGUGCUCACCUCUGUUCCAGGGGGGCCACCGAUGGUGUGCUUGCUAUGUGCCAGCAAAGGCCUGCAUGAGCUGGUAUUCUGCCAAGUCUGCUGUGAUCCUUUCCACCCAUUCUGUCUGGAGGAAGCAGAGCGCCCCCUGCCACAACAUCAUGACACCUGGUGCUGUCGCCGCUGCAAGUUCUGUCAUGUCUGUGGGCGCAAGGGCCGGGGGUCCAAGCAUCUCCUGGAGUGUGAGCGCUGCCGCCACGCUUACCACCCAGCCUGCCUAGGACCCAGCUACCCAACCCGGGCCACCCGCAAACGGCGCCACUGGAUCUGCUCAGCCUGUGUGCGCUGUAAGAGUUGUGGUGCCACUCCUGGCAAGAACUGGGACGUUGAGUGGUCUGGAGAUUACAGCCUCUGCCCCAGGUGUACCCAGCUCUAUGAGAAAGGAAACUACUGCCCAAUCUGCACACGCUGCUAUGAAGACAAUGACUAUGAGAGCAAGAUGAUGCAGUGUGCCCAGUGUGACCACUGGGUACAUGCAAAGUGCGAGGGGCUCUCAGAUGAAGACUACGAGAUCCUUUCGGGGUUGCCAGACUCAGUGCUGUAUACCUGUGGACCAUGUGCUGGGGCCACUCAUCCCCGCUGGAGAGAGGCUUUGAGUGGGGCCCUGCAGGGGGGCCUGCGCCAGGUGCUCCAGGGCCUGCUGAGCUCCAAGGUGGCCAGCCCACUGCUGCUGUGCUCUCAGUGUGGGCAAGAUGGAAAGCAGCUGCACUCAGGGCCCUGUGGUCUGCAGGCUGUGCGUCAGCGUUUUGAAGAUGGCCACUAUAAGUCCGUGCACAGCUUCAUGGAGGAUAUGGUGGGCAUUCUGAUGAGGCAUUCAGAGGAAGGAGAGACCCCAGACCGCCGGGCUGGAGGCCAGACAAAGGGACUCUUACUGAAGCUGCUAGAGUCUGCGUUCGGCUGGUUCGACGCCCACGACCCCAAGUACUGGCGACGGAGUACCCGGCUGCCAAACGGAGUCCUUCCCAAUGCUGUGUUGCCCCCAUCCCUGGACCAUGUCUACGCCCAGUGGAGGCAGCAGGAACCAGAGAGCUCAGAAUCAGGGCAACCUCCAGGGGACCCCUCAGCUGGUAAUGCUUCCUUUUCAGCCUCCCAAGGCAAGGAUCCAGCCGAUUCUUCACACCCAGAGGAUCCCCGUCAGUGUACACUCUGCCUCAAAUAUGGAGAUGCGGACUCUAAGGAGGCGGGACGACUCCUCUAUAUCGGGCAGAAUGAGUGGACUCACGUUAACUGUGCCAUUUGGUCAGCUGAAGUAUUUGAGGAAAAUGAUGGCUCCCUCAAGAAUGUACAUGCUGCUGUUGCUCGAGGGAGGCAGAUGCGCUGUGAACUCUGCCUGAAGCCUGGAGCCACAGUGGGCUGCUGCCUUUCCUCCUGCCUCAGUAACUUCCACUUCAUGUGUGCCCGUGCCAGCUACUGCAUCUUCCAAGAUGACAAGAAAGUUUUCUGCCAGAAACACACAGACCUGCUGGAUGGCAAGCCAAAAAGUCCCCGACUAUCCAGUCCUUGCCUACAGAACCUUCCCACGCAUCCCCCUCGCCACCCACCAAUCCAGCAACCCCAUUCACCACCCACCUCCCAGGAGAUCGUGACCCCCGAUGGAUUUGAUGUCCUCCGCCGAGUCUACGUGGACUUUGAGGGCAUCAACUUCAAGCGAAAGUUCUUGACGGGGCUUGAACCAGAUGCCAUCAAUGUGCUCAUUGGUUCUAUACGAAUUGACUCUUUGGGUACCCUGUCUGACCUCUCGGACUGCGAGGGACGGCUCUUCCCCAUUGGUUACCAGUGCUCCCGCCUGUACUGGAGCACAGUAGAUGCUCGGCGGCGCUGCUGGUAUCGGUGCCGAAUUCUGGAGUAUCGGCCAUGGGGUCCCAGGGAAGAGCCAGUUCACCUGGAGGCAGCAGAGGAAAACCAGACCAUUGUGCACAGUCCCACCCCUUCUUCAGAGCCCCCAGAUCAUGUAGAUCCCCCACCAGAUACAGAUGCCCUUAUUCCUGGAGCUCCUGAGCACCAAUCACCUGUUCAGAACUUGGACCCCCCAUUUCGGCUGGAUCCCAGCAACGCCCCUCCUCCAGCCCCCCGCUCCUUCUCAGGGGCUCGAAUCAAAGUGCCCAACUACUCACCAUCCCGGAGGCCCUUGGGGGGUGUCUCCUUCGGACCCCUACCCUCCCCUGGAAGUCCAUCUUCUCUGACCCACCACAUACCCACAGUGGGAGAUCCGGACUUCCCAGCUCCUCCCAGACGUUCCCGUCGUCCCAGCCCCCUGACCCCCAGGCUGCCACCAUCACGGCGGGCCUCCUCUCCUCUUAGGACCUCCCCUCAGCUCAGGGUGCCCCCUCCUACCUCAGUUGUUAGAGCCCUCACACCUACCUCAGGGGAGCUGGCUCCCCCUGGCCUGGCCCCAUCUCCUCCACCACCCCCUGAAGACCUGGGCCCAGACUUUGAGGACAUGGAAGUGGUAUCAGGACUGAGUGCUGCUGACUUGGACUUUGCAGCCAGUCUGCUGGGGACUGAACCCUUUCAGGAAGAGAUUGUGGCUGCAGGGGCAGUGGGGAGUAGCCAUGGGGGCCCUGGAGACAGCUCGGAGGAGGAGGCCAGCCCCACCCCCCGCUACGUCCACUUCCCUGUGACUGUGGUAUCUGGCCCUGCUCUGGCCCCUGGCCCCCUUUCUGGAGCCCCCCGCAUUGAACAGCUGGAUGGAGUGGAUGAUGGCACAGACAGUGAGGCUGAGGCAGUUCAGCAGCCUCGGGGACAAGGGACUCCUCCUUCGGGGCCAGGAGUGGGCCGGGCUGGGGUCAUUGGGGCUGCAGGAGAUGGGGCUCGACCUCCCGAGGACUUGCCAUCAGAAAUUGUGGAUUUUGUGUUGAAGAAUCUAGGGGGACCUGGCGAAGGGGGUGCUGGGCCCAAAGAAGAGCCACUUCCUCCAGCACCACCCCUGGCCAAUGGCAGCCAAGCCCCCCAGAGUCUGCCUCCUACCCCAGCUGAUCCCACCCGGACGUUUGCCUGGCUCCCUGGGGCCCCAGGGGUCCGAGUAUUGAGCCUGGGUCCUGCCCCUGAGCCCCCCAAACCUGCCACGUCUAAAAUCAUCCUUGUCAACAAGCUGGGGCAAGUGUUUGUGAAAAUGGCUGGGGAAGGUGAACCUGUCUCACCUCCAGUGAAGCAGCCACCUCUGCCCCCUCCCCUCUCCUCUACCACCCCCACUUCCUGGACUCUGCCCCCAGGACCCCUGCUGGGUGUGUUACCAGUAGUAGGGGUGGUCCGCCCUGCACCACCACCACCACCACCUCCUCCACUGACAUUGGUGUUGAGCAGUGGACCUCCCAGCCCACCCCGCCAGGCCAUCCGGGUCAAGAGGGUGUCUACCUUCUCUGGCCGUUCUCCACCAGCACCUCCCCCAAGCAAGACCCCCCGACUGGAAGAAGAUGGGGAGGCCUUGGAGGAUCCUUCCCAGGGGACAGGACUUAGUGGCAGUGGGUUUGGUCGAGUAAGGAUGAAAACGCCCACAGUGCGUGGAGUUCUAGACUUGGACGAUCCUGGGGAACCCACUGGGGAAGAAAGCCCAAGACCCCUCCAGGACCGGUCCCCUCUCCUGCCACUUUCAGAAGGUGGUCCUGUCCGGGCCCUCGAUGGUCCCUCUGACCUGCUGCUUGAGUCCCAGUGGCACCACUACUCAGGUGAAGCUUCAAGCUCUGAGGAAGAGCCUCAAUCCCCAGAGGACAAAGAGAAUCAAACCCCAAAACGGGCUGGUCCCCAUCUGCGCUUUGAGAUCAGCAGUGAGGAUGGGUUCAGCGUGGAGGCAGAGAGCUUGGAAGGAGCUUGGAGAACACUGAUUGAGAAGGUGCAAGAGGCCCGAGGACAUGCCCGCCUCAGACAUCUCUCCUUUAGUGGAAUGAGUGGGGCAAGGCUGCUGGGCAUCCAUCACGAUGCUGUCAUCUUCUUGGCAGAGCAGCUGCCUGGAGCCCAACACUGUCAGCACUAUAAGUUCCGCUACCACCAGCAGGGAGAGGGCCAAGAGGAACCACCUUUGAAUCCUCAUGGGGCAGCCCGUGCUGAAGUUUAUCUAAGAAAGUGCACCUUUGACAUGUUCAACUUCCUGGCUUCUCAGCACCGAGUGCUCCCUGAGGGAGCCACCUGUGAUGAGGAAGAAGAUGAAGUGCAGCUCAGGUCAACCAGACGGGCCACUAGCCUGGAGCUACCCAUGGCCAUGCGCUUUCGCCACCUCAAGAAGACAUCCAAAGAAGCCGUGGGUGUCUACAGAUCUGCCAUCCAUGGGCGGGGCCUGUUCUGUAAGCGCAACAUUGAUGCUGGCGAGAUGGUCAUUGAGUACUCUGGUAUUGUCAUUCGCUCUGUGCUGACUGACAAACGGGAGAAGUUCUACGAUGGGAAGGGCAUUGGGUGCUACAUGUUCCGCAUGGAUGACUUUGAUGUGGUGGAUGCCACGAUGCAUGGUAAUGCCGCCCGAUUCAUCAACCACUCCUGUGAGCCCAACUGCUUCUCUCGAGUCAUUCACGUGGAAGGCCAGAAGCACAUUGUCAUCUUCGCCUUGCGCCGCAUCCUUCGUGGUGAGGAGCUCACCUAUGACUACAAGUUCCCCAUUGAGGAUGCCAGCAACAAGCUGCCCUGCAACUGUGGCGCCAAGCGCUGCCGUCGGUUUCUUAACUGAAGCCGUGGCUGCCUCCCAUAACCCCCUAUAAAUCCUCCUGCCAUCUUGCUCCUAGCCUAGGGGCUCCUUGGUUCCCCCCAGAGCAUCUCACCCCCACCUGUGUGUUCAGGGUGGAUGUGGGCAUGCAGGUGGCAAGGGCCCUGCCUCCAACCCUUCAGUCCAUCCAGCAAUCGCCCCCUACUUGUCCCAGGGGGGGCUCAGGAUGUAGAUACUGUACAAAAGUUUCUAAAUCCCUUCUUUUCUAUGCACUUUUUUUAUUUAAGAGGGUGGGAUCCCAGGUGGGAACCCCUCCACAAUAAAGUCUGUCAAUGUUUGGA
Molecule: messenger RNA, 8877 nt
Organism: Erinaceus europaeus (western European hedgehog)
Lineage: Eukaryota; Metazoa; Chordata; Mammalia; Eulipotyphla; Erinaceidae
Gene: KMT2B
Product: lysine methyltransferase 2B
Exons: 37
Coding region: 32-8560 (2842 amino acids)
Biological process (GO): positive regulation of DNA-templated transcription
Cellular component (GO): nucleus; histone methyltransferase complex
Molecular function (GO): zinc ion binding; DNA binding; histone H3K4 methyltransferase activity
Source: RefSeq, a predicted model, not a curated record